This is a messenger RNA of Carica papaya (papaya), 1885 nucleotides long. RefSeq names its product UPSTREAM OF FLC protein (DUF966). The record is from RefSeq and is a predicted model, not a curated record. NCBI's taxonomy places the organism in Eukaryota, Viridiplantae, Streptophyta, Magnoliopsida, Brassicales, Caricaceae.
AUUCCCACCUUUCCACUUUCUCCCCUAUAAAUCCAAAUCCCCCCCCCUUUUCCCUCUCUCUGCUAAAUCGCUUUCCCCCCUUCUAGUCAAUCGCCUUCAUCACUCUACUCACUCUCUGUUAUUCUUCUUCUUCUUCUAUACGCCGUUGGUUGUUGAACCAGAGACAGCAAUGUCAGCGAGCUCGAGGCGGAGAACCACAGAGCUUCAAGUCCCGAGGAAAUGGAAAGAGAGGGAAUUGGAAACCAGUCCCGAGAGAACCAAAGUGUGGACCGAGCCGAAGACCAAGACCUCCGCCGAGAGGAAAGUCCCUGUCGUCUACUAUCUCUCCAGGAAUGGCCAUCUUGAUCACCCUCAUUUUAUGGAGGUCCCUCUUUCUUCCAAUGACGGUCUCUAUCUCAGAGAUGUGAUCAACCGCUUAAACGUUCUCCGAGGCAAGGGCAUGGCUAGCCUGUACUCAUGGUCAUCAAAACGGAGCUACAAAAACGGCUUCGUUUGGCACGACUUAUCGGACAACGACUUCAUCUACCCGGCUCACGGCCAAGAGUACGUCCUCAAAGGGUCGGAGAUCGUUGAUCCUUCUCCGUUAAACCCCCCACCCCUGCUUCAAACGGCGUCGUUUAGAGCCCUGAAACCCCCCAACAAAGCAGAGAACGACCGUGAUUUCCCGGUGAUAACGCGACGGAGAAAUCAAUCAUGGAGCUCAAUCGAUCUCAACGAGUACCAAGUCUACAAGACCGAGUCCAUCAGUGAGUCAAAUCGGAGGUUCGCCGCGGACGCAUCCACUCAGACGGAUGAGAGAAGGAGAAGAAGGAAAGCGGGCAAGGAAGAGAAAGAAGAAGAGAUCGAUGACGACGACCAGCAUGGAGAAAAAAGUCCAGAGGUUUAUGAGAAGCAAAGUACGGAGCUUAGCAGGGAGGAGAUUUCGCCUCCGCCGUCCGAUUCGAGCCCGGAGACUUUGGAGUCGUUGAUGAAAGCCGAUGGACGGCUGAUAUUGUGCCCUAAUGGCGGCAAGGAAGAUGGUUCAAAUCGGACGGCUGAGAGUUGUCAUAGUGGGAGGAUGAAGGCAUCCAACGUUUUGAUGCAGUUGAUAUCGUGCGGUUCGAUUUCCUUCAGAGAAUGUGGGUCCAACUUGGUGAAAGAUCAAGGGCUGUCGUUGAUUGGGCAAUACAAGGCAAGGCUGCCCCGCGGAGCAGGAAGCAGUGAACUGGUGCGGAAGGAAGCAGGGACCGAAAGGGAAUUUGAAAGUUUCGUAGGAGUAAAAUUGGAAGAUAAGGAUUACUUCAGUGGCAGCUUGAUUGAGACCAAGAAAGAGCCCGUGCCUACUUUAAAGAGAUCUUCUUCUUACAAUGCAGAUAGGGGCUGUCAGGUUGAGCUGGCUGAAAAGGAAAUAGAUGGAGUCCGUGCAAAAUGUAUACCAAGAAAACCAAGAGCACUCCCGGCAAAGAAAGCAGGCAACAACAAUACUGAAACCUCCGUUGAAGACGCCACAAACAGCACAACCAAAGACUCCAAGACUUAACAAAAUCCUUACCAGGCAAACCAGAAACAGAAAAAUGGUAAAUCAAAACCUCUAGCUCUGUUAAUUAUAGUUAAAAAUGAAAAGGGAGAAGUUCUAGAAAAAAAAAAAAUGGUACAGAGAAAAAAUAGGCAAAAUAUAACUAGUAGGAGUACUGAAUUGGAAGCUACGGCAUGAUGGGUAGUAGUAUAUCUAUAUAAAAAUCCAAGGGAAGAAAGUGGGUUUUGGGAAUUUGCUAAAAAAGCUUUUUUGUUGAAGCUUGUGAAAAAGUGUCUCCCUUGGGAUUUGGAAGGUUGAGCUUGGAGGAUCAGCAAAAUUAGUGCCUUGAUGUUUGCAGCGAGACCUUAAUCUUUGUGUUUUGGCUCUUAA